This is a messenger RNA of Meloidogyne enterolobii, 960 nucleotides long. The record is from the annotation of a GenBank genome assembly. Lineage: Eukaryota; Metazoa; Nematoda; Chromadorea; Rhabditida; Meloidogynidae.
UUUUUCAUUUUAUUUCAAUAUGCGAGUUUUUAUUUUAUUAAGGUAUUUUUAUUAAAAGCAAAGGUCGUGAAUAGAAGGUGGGAUCGUCUAAAAAGGGGGACACAAUUUUCAUUCAUGUUUUUAUAAGAUGUCACAAACCACAAUUUUUAAAAUUUGCUAACUAAGAAAGCAUAUAUAUUUUUUAGGUAUUUACUAUCUUUCCUUAAAUCUUUUAUUAGCUUAAUUCCUCUAAAAGUUUAAAUGCGCGUCCCAUUAUUUAUUCCUAUUGAUGAUCCGUCUGGAAAAGUGCUUAAACGCACAUCUCUCGAUCUUACUUGUUUUGGGCCAUGUCAGAGGAAGGUUAAAGCUUGUCUUUCUGUUCUUUUCUGUUUGGCUUUACUUUUUAUUUGUCUUUACUUGGAUAUUGUUGCCAUUCUCUUUUGGGAUUCGCUACUUCGUCAUUCACCAAAUAGAGCGCUUCCAUUACGUUCACUAAAACGGCAAGAAAAAAGAGAAACAACGCUUAAACCGCUAAUUACAAUUAACAAAACAGUAGAAUUGGAAGCAAGAAAUCAGCAACUUAGAGAAAUCCUCAACAAUAGCUUGACUCAUUGGUUAUCAGACCUCCCUGAUGACGGUUGGUGUGAAAGAAUGUCUAAUGGGUUGUUAAGCGAUGAGGAAGCUGAGCGCUGGAAUGUGAAUCAAAGUAGUGAACGUUAUAUGCCUGAUAUAAAGAAACAAAAUCCAACCGAGAUGCCUGAAGCUGGCUGCAAAAAUCUAAAACGACUCUUUCCUUUUCCUGAGGAGCCAGCUACCGAAGAAGAACUCCAAUUUCCACUAGCUUAUGGCAUCCUAGUUUAUAAAUCUCCACUACAAGUGUUUUUACUGAUGAGUGCUAUAUAUCAGCCUCAAAAUGCUUAUUGCCUUGCUGUUGAUGAUCGGGUCCUUUCUUUGGUAAUCUUCUGCUUCAUUGGUCCCUAG